This is a messenger RNA of Cylindrotheca closterium, 987 nucleotides long. The record is from the annotation of a GenBank genome assembly. Lineage: Eukaryota; Bacillariophyta; Bacillariophyceae; Bacillariales; Bacillariaceae.
AUGUACCGUAGAAUGUCAGUGCGUGAUGCUGUCGAUGAAAGAAGCUUGACGGCUGUGAAAGAUGCGCUGGAUAGAUGGGAAGACGUAAAUGAGAGGGACCGCAAGUUGGCCACACCACUGCAUGCUGCUAUUUGGAACGGUUCCAUGGAGAUUUCUCGACUGUUGAUCGAACGUGGUGCCGACUUGGAAGCCAAGCAAAUACAUGGGCUGACAGCACUACAUGUCGCAUGCCUCAAUGAUCGGGUGGAUGCUGUUCGGGCCUUAUUAGAUCAAGGGGCCAAUGUCAAUUCCACCGAAAAACAUCAGAAAACGCCACUACAUUAUGCAUGCCAAAGGGGUGAUUUGGUGCUUGCCAAUGUAUUGUUGAAUCGAGGUGCCCACUUAGAAGCAGCAACGGAACAUGGAUUCACCCCGCUGCAUCUAGCGUGCGAGAGUGGUCAUUUGGAUAUGGUAUACUGGCUUUUUAUUCAAAAUGCCAACGUGAACGCCGAAGGAUUUCAGAAGUUUACUCCAUUCCAUAUGGCAUGCGCAAACGGACAUGUUGAGAUUGCCCACAUGAUUGUGGAUCAGUAUUUUGAUAUAGAAGCCAAAAUAUCUACAGGAUGGACACCGCUACAAUUAGCCGCGGAUUGUGGGCACGCUAGAGUAGUUCAAAUGCUUUUGGAUCGAGGUGCAAACCUGGACGCAAGAGACAACCAUGAUCUGACAUCCAUGCACAUUGCAUGCCAAAGUGGUCAACUGGAGGUUGUCCAACUGUUGCUCAACCAAGGUGCUGGCGUGGAUGUCAAAACUCACAAUCAUUGGACACCACUCCACAUUACAUGCUGGGAAGGGCACGCCAACAUAGCCGGGCUGUUGUUGGACCGAGGUGCUGACGUGAAAGCUGUGACAAAGAAGGAAUUGACUCCACUGUUUCUCGCAUGCGAAAACGAUCAAGUGGAAAUUGUGUGGCUGCUGCUACAUCGAUGCCCUUGGCUCAUAAUAUAG